AUGAUGAACGCAAGACAUACGCGCUGGGUUGAGUUCUUGGCGGACUAUCAGGUGAACAUUAACUACCAUCUGGGCAAGGCUAACCUGGUGGCGGAUGCGUUGAGUAGACGGAGGUAUGAUUCCGCAGUGGAGCGAGAUGUAGAGUCUCUGGUUGGCGAGAUCAGUACCUUGCGUUUAUGUGCCAUUUCGCAGGAACCUUUGGGUUUACAGGCAGUGGAUCAGGCGGAUCUACUUAGCAGGAUCAGAGUUGCUCAGCAGAGUGAUCAGAGUUUGCUAGAUGCGACGAGAGUGACUGGUUCUGAGUAUGAGGUCUCUGCGAAUGGGACCAUUCUGGUUCGUGGGCGAGGUUGUGUGCCUAAGGAUGUGGAGUUGAGACAGGAGAUUCUGAGAGAGGCUCAUUCGAGCAAGUUUUCCAUUCAUCCGGAGCGACCAAGAUGUACCAUGACCUCAAGAGAGCAUCAGGUUCCGGGUGGUCUUUUGCAGAGUUUACCCAUUCCAGAGUGGAAGUGGGACAGGAUUACGAUGGAUUUCGUGGUUGGACUACCUGUUUCGAGGACUUUUGACGCUAUUUGGGUGAUUGUGGAUCGGUUGACUAAGUCUGCACAUUUCUUGGCCAUCAAGAAGACAGAUGGAGCUGCUGUCUUGGCUAGGAAGUUUGUGCGAGAGAUUGUGAGGCUGCAUGGAGUGCCAGCUAGUAUUGUGUCAGACCGUGAUCCCAGAUUCACUUCAGAGUUUUGGAGAGCUUUUCAGGCAGAGAUGGGCACUAAGGUGCAUUUGAGUACAGCUUAUCAUCCGCAGACAGAUGGACAGUCAGAGAGGACUAUUCAGACCAUGGAGGAUUUGUUGAGGAUGUGUGUGUUGGAUUGGGGUGGCCAUUGGGCAGAUCACCUGGGCUUAGUUGAGUUUGCAUAG
This is a messenger RNA of Microthlaspi erraticum, 912 nucleotides long. The record is from the annotation of a GenBank genome assembly. Lineage: Eukaryota; Viridiplantae; Streptophyta; Magnoliopsida; Brassicales; Brassicaceae.